GCCCAUUGAAAAAAUAUAUAUAUAUAUAUUCAUCCCAUCUCUGGCCUCAUUCCACUUUCCUCUUCGUAUAGUUGUAGCAUUCUCCUCCCUCCUCAUCCUUGUUCGCGGCCCGUUUCUUCAUCGAGGAAGAAAAUAAUAAAGCAGCAACAAAAAAGAAGAGAGCAUAGAAUAUACUUUCUAUGGAAGAUCUGAAGCCAAGGCCUGCUAAUUCCUUUCCCCUCACUCCAAUCGGCUUCAUCGAAAGAGCCGCCAUCAUUUAUGGGGAUUCUACCUCCAUUAUCUACAACUCCACCACUUACACCUGGUCCGAAACUCAUCGUCGAUGCCUUCAACUCGCCUCUUCCAUCUCUUCCUUUGGCAUUCAAAGAGGCCAUGUUGUCUCUGUCUUCGCUCCCAACACUCCCGCCAUGUACGAACUCCACUUCGCUGUUCCCAUGGCUGGUGCCAUUCUUAAUACCAUCAAUCUCCGCCUUGACACUCGAACCAUCUCCAUUCUCCUCCGCCAUAGCGAAUCCAAACUCAUCUUCGUCGAUCAACCCUCUUGUGCUCUAAUCUUUGACGCUUUGGCCUUGUUCCCGCCAGACAUGAAACGACCCUUGCUUGUCCUCAUUACCGACGACACUGCAGAGCAAGACUCGUCAUUGCCAUCCGUUGUUUCCAUCCGAGACAAUUUUGUGGAUUCAUAUGAGAACAUGGUUAAGAGUGGAGAUUCUAAGUUCCAAUGGAUACGACCCUUAAGUGAGUGGGAUCCGAUUGUUUUGAAUUAUACUUCUGGAACAACAUCAGCGCCAAAGGGAGUGGUAAACUGUCACAGGGGAGUUUUCACGGUGGCACUCGAUUCAAUUUUGGAAUGGGGAGUUCCUAAGCAAUCGGUUUAUUUAUGGACCUUACCAAUGUUUCAUGGCAAUGGUUGGAGUUUCCCUUGGGGAAUUGCCGCUGUAGGUGGCACAAAUGUUUGUAUUCGAAAAUUUGAUUCAAGAUUGAUUUUUUCUCUAAUUCGUCGUCAUCACGUGACACACUUGUGUGGAGCUCCAGUUGUACUCAAUAUGCUAACAAACUCCCCUGACAAUCUACCACUUGAUCGACCGGUCAAGAUUCUCACUGCCGGAGCACCACCACCCGCAUCAGUUCUGCUUCGAACUGAAUCACUGGGGUUUGUCGUCACCCAUGGGUACGGAUUGACUGAGAGUGCAGGGACGAUCAUCUGCUGUUCAUGGAAGUCGGAGUGGAACCAACUCCCAGCAAUAGAGCAAGCACGACUGAAGGCGAGGCAGGGCGUACGGAUGCUAGCAGUGGAGGCGGUGGAUGUGUUGGAUCCAGAGACUAGAAAAAGCGUGAAAAGAGAUGGAGCUUCCAUAGGAGAGAUCGUUGUGAGAGGUCCAUCGCUAAUGCUUGGGUAUUUGAAAGAUACAGAAGCAACAAGUAAAGCAAUGAGCGAGGAUGGGUGGUUCUUCACCGGAGAUGUUGGGGUGAUGCACCCGGAUGGGUAUAUAGAGAUAAAGGACCGAUCAAAGGAUGUGAUCAUUAGUGGGGGAGAGAAUUUGAGCAGUGUUGAGGUUGAAUCAGUUUUGUACAUGAAUCCAAUGGUGAAUGAGGCGGCAGUGGUGGCACGACCAGACGAGUUCUGGGGAGAGACGCCAUGUGCGUUUAUAAGCUUGAAAGAAGGAUUGAGUCGGAAACCAACAGAAGAAGAGAUUAUUGAGUAUUGCAAAGGGAAGUUACCAAAGUUUAUGGUGCCAAAGACAGUGAUCUUCAUGACGGAAAUGCCAAAGACCGCCACAGGGAAAUUCCAAAAGUUUGUGCUUAGACAAAAGGCCAAGUCACUAGGCCCUCCACAAAAGAGUAGAUUGUAGUAAAAAAUCAUAAGUAUCUACAUCUAAAUCUAUCUCCAGUAUCGAUAAUAAAUAUUAGGGUGACGAUUUAAUCGUUUCCAAUCGGAUGGAUUAGUUUUCUUUUGUUAUUUCAUGAUAAUUUGGUUACAAUGUGGAGUCGGGUUCGUAUGAUUUUAGAAAUAAAUAUCUCAUGUUUUAUGAUAUGAAGGCAAUUAUGAAGUUUUAUAUAUAUUUACACGUUUUUUGUUUGGUCA
Molecule: messenger RNA, 2086 nt
Organism: Cucumis sativus (cucumber)
Lineage: Eukaryota; Viridiplantae; Streptophyta; Magnoliopsida; Cucurbitales; Cucurbitaceae
Product: probable acyl-activating enzyme 5, peroxisomal
Exons: 2
Coding region: 180-1853 (557 amino acids)
Source: RefSeq, a predicted model, not a curated record